ACUUUCUCAGCCCUCGCGGGCUCAGUGCGCAAAGGAGAGCCAACUUUUACGCAUCGUCCGAAGUUCACCUGAGCAUCCCCGCAUGUCUCCAAAACACCCGCGGAUCUUCACCUAAACCAACUUUUCCUCAGAGCCAGUAAACUCUCCAACUUUCUGCACAUCAGGACCGGAGAUCUGGAGAUGAAGACAGAUUUCACGUUUCUUUGCUGGACUUGGAUUGGAAUAAUUUCKUGCGCCUCAGGUCUGGUGAGAGGCUUUUCUAUGACUCCACCCGUACUGGACAGCUCCAGAGACGACCGAGUGCUUCAAGUCCACCAAACACUCUCUAUUACAUGCAGGGGGGAACACACUCUGGCCUGGGUUUGGCCCGAUAAGGAGCUGGUUGGACAGGAGCUCUCAGACCGUCAGGCCCGACUGCAGACCACCAGCCCACCCGAGCAGAGGGCCGUCUCAAUCAGCGAAUGUCCCGGACAAACGGGGAGGCCGUACUGCAAGACGUUGGUCCUGAACGGGGCGCUGGGCACAGACACGGGCUACUACCGCUGUUAUUACAAAGACAGAAAGGCCAUUGAUGGCACAACCGCUGCCAGUGUUUAUGUUUUUGUCCGAGACCCUACGCAGCCUUUUCUGAUAAGAGGCAGCUCCGACGAUGGCAUCGCAAACGGCCUGGAGACCAUUUUCAUCACCCGCUUCGCCCCGAACGCUGUCGUGCCUUGUCUGGUCACGGUGCCAGAUCUGAACGUCACGCUAGUCUCGUACAUGGCACCUCUGGAGACGAAUGGGAUGACUUGGAACAACAAGCGAGGCUGGUCCAUUCCCAGGCGGAUCAUUGACAGCAUGCCUGUGGUCAUCGUUGCGUGUGUGGCCUCACUGGAAGGCACAGAGUACCGCUCUGCCAGGUACCUGAUCCAGUCGACAGACGAACAGCUGUGUGGAGAAGCCCUACAGAGAGGCUCUGUCUCACGCCACAGAGGCCGUUCGGGUCCUGACUAUCUACAACGUCAACGUCACAGAUUCUGGACCGUACGUCUGCAACGUCACCAGCGAGGACUCAACAGCAAUUAUCCAGACACAAGUCAAAGUUCAUGAAAGGCCGUUUAUCCACCUUGACUACAGAGAUGGACCUGUGGUGGAGGUGACCGCCGGCCAGAAGUCGUUCAAGUUACAGCUGAACGUUUCUGCCUUUCCCACACCGGAAACACAGUGGUAUAAAAACGGAGUGCCGAUAAACCACCGGCCCGAGUUCAAAAUGAAAAGGAUGAGGGUGCACUCCAGCCACGCAUUGGAGAUUAAGGAGGUUUGUCAGGAGGAUUUCGGCUGGUACACGGUGGUGCUGAGGAAUCGAGCCGCUUCACUGGAAAAGAAGCUUAACGUCACGCUCGUUGUCAACGUUCCUCCACAAAUUCAUGAGAAAGAAGUGGCGGAUCCCUCCAGUCCGUACCCCAGCGGCAGCAGUCAGACGCUAACAUGCACCGCCUAUGGUCUUCCUGCUCCAAACAUCAGCUGGCAGUGGAGGCCCUGGGGCCCCUGCGUCCUCAACAGCACCCAAAACCGCCUGGUCCGGCGAGACAGGAAAGGUCAGGGCGAGCGGAGCGCCGACUGUCAGAACUGGCAGGAGAUCAACCCCGAGAACGCCCCGAAUGCAAUCGAAUCGAUUGAGACGUCCGUCGAAGUGGUGGAUAACCGUCCAAAGAUAGUGAGCCGGCUUCAAAUACGCAACGCCAGCAUUUCUGUCAUGUAUAUGUGCUCUGCUGAAAACAAAGUGGGCAAAGAUGAGCGGCUGAUCUAUUUCUAUGUUACCACCAUCCCUGAGGGCUUCAGCGUGGACGUUCGACCCUCUGAGACUCCUCUGGAGCAGGACAGAGUGUCCCUGCGCUGCAGCGCCGACAACUACACCUACGACCAGCUGCAGUGGUACCGCCUCAACCAGCAGGCCCUGCAGGACCAGCGAGCCAAGCCCCAGGAGCUGGACUGCAGCAGCGUGCACCUCUACGCCAAAGCCCUCCAGGGCCAGCUCUUUUUCCAGGAGCACUCCAACAGCUGGGUGUCGGACUUCACCGCCGAGCCCGUCCGGCUGCAGGACGAGGGGCAUUACGUGUGCACGGCCCAGAGCAGGCGCAGCGGGGAGAAGCAGUGUCUGUCCAGAUAUAUYUCUGUCAAAGCCCUGGAGGCGCCUCGGUACAAGCGCAGCCUCACCAACCAGACGGUGAACGUGACGGAGUCUCUGCGGAUGGAGUGCGACGUGGAGGGCAGACCUCUGCCCCGCUUGUCCUGGUUCAAGGACAGCCAGCCUCUCCACCAAAUGUCAGGUGAACCCAGCAGAAMUAAAGACGGGCUACCUGUCCAUCAUAAUGGACCCGGUGGAGGUGCCGCUGGACGAGCAGUGUGAAUACCUCCCCUACGACUCGUCACAGUGGGAGAUCUCCAGAGACAGACUGAGACUGGGAAAGGUUUUGGGUCAUGGUGCUUUUGGAAAAGUCAUCGAAGCGUCCAUUUAUGGCGUCAGCAGAAGCAGCAGUGUGGACACUGUGGCCGUCAAAAUGCUGAAAGACGGAGCCACAGCCAGCGAGCACAAAGCUCUGAUGUCAGAGUUGAAGAUCCUGAUCCACAUCGGGAACCAUCUGAAUGUGGUAAACCUGCUGGGAGCCUGCACCAAACCAAACGGUCCGUUGAUGGUGAUCGUAGAAUACUGCAAAUAUGGAAAUCUGUCCAACUUCCUGCGAGCCAAGAGAGAGUUCUUCCUUCCUUACAGGGACCGCUCUCCAAAAACCCAGAGCCAGGUGAGGCGGAUGAUUAAAGCCGGUCAGAUGGACCAGAGAGGUCGUCAGCCGCCUCCUGCAGCCUCCACUCCUCCGAUGACAUCAUCCAGGGCGUCCAAUCAGACUCCGGCGGUGGAGAAAAUGGAGGACCUGUGGAAAACCCCGCUGACCAUCGAGGAUUUGAUCUGCUACAGUUUCCAGGUGGCUCGUGGGAUGGAGUUCCUGGCUUCCAGAAAGUGUAUUCACCGGGAUCUGGCAGCUCGUAACAUCCUCCUGUCAGAGGACAACAUCGUGAAGAUCUGUGACUUUGGUUUGGCCCGAGACAUUUACAAAGACCCGGACUACGUCAGGAAAGGCAACGCUCGCCUGCCUUUAAAGUGGAUGGCUCCGGAGAGCAUCUUUGACAAAGUCUACACCAGCCAGAGUGAUGUGUGGUCCUUCGGAGUCCUCCUCUGGGAAAUAUUUUCACUUGGUGCAUCUCCGUACCCAGGAGUGCAGAUUGAUGAAGAGUUUUGCAAGCGGCUAAAAGAUGGCUUCAGGAUGAGAGCGCCAGAAACCGUGUCCCCUGAAAUAUAUGGCAUCAUGCUGGCCUGCUGGCAUGGCGAGCCCAAAGAGAGGCCCACCUUUCCUGCGCUGGUUCAAAUCCUGGCAGACCUGCUGCAGGACAACAGCCUACCUGAUGGGAAAGAUCACCCCCMACUGAACCACUCACAGAACUCAGAAGAUGACGGUUUCUCGCAGCCGUCAUCCCGACCCCCAUCUGAGGAAGAACUGAGACUGGCCUGCAACACCCUGCCCACAAGCAGGUAUUAUAACUGUGUACCGUUUGCUGGCUGUGUGGUCAUUGGACCCUUCAAAGCAUCUCAACCCGGUGUCAAGACAUUUGACGAUUUGCCGCUAGAGAUUCAGUCCCAAAAAACCCCUCAAUCAACCUGCGUCUCCCCUCAGGACAACCAGACGGACAGCGGGAUGGUUCUGGCCUCCGAGGAAUUCGAGAGAAUCGAGCACAGCCACAGAGGCGCCAUCCUAAAAAGUCGGAUGAGCAGCACCAGCAGCACGGAGCCCCUCAUGGGCCCCGCCUGCUCUCUGGGUCUGAACACCAGAACCGGCAGCUCCGGGCACCGGCCCAGCUUCUUCAGCCAGCUGUCAGGACAGACCUUCUACAACAACGAGUACGGACACCUGUCUGAGGGGGGCUUCUGCGACUUCUACUCCCCUCCCAACACCCCCUGCGUCGCCUCCUCCAACAUGUAGCCUCGUCCAGAACAAAGAGCAGAGCUGCUGAUUGUUUCGGGACGGGGAUCAAAGGUUCUCGGUUCAUUUAUCAGGUUCUAGGAUCAUUCAAAGAAAGCUGGCUUUUACUCAUUCUUCCUCUAUCAAAGACUGAAGCUCCUCUAACAAGCCACUGGGUGGCAGUAUUAUGACAAAAACAUGAUCCCAGAGUAUUUUCUAUACAUACAUUUAUAUUUUUUAUCUUUUUAUUGAGUAUUCUUUUUAUUUGUACAAGUUAAGACUCACACAGGAAGAAAUAAAGAAUUUAUCCUCUCA
Messenger RNA from Austrofundulus limnaeus, 4307 nucleotides. It is a transcript of the gene flt4, whose product is annotated as fms related receptor tyrosine kinase 4. Gene Ontology annotation, cellular component: plasma membrane; signaling receptor complex. Gene Ontology annotation, molecular function: ATP binding; transmembrane receptor protein tyrosine kinase activity; growth factor binding. Lineage: Eukaryota; Metazoa; Chordata; Actinopteri; Cyprinodontiformes; Rivulidae. Gene Ontology annotation, biological process: regulation of MAPK cascade; positive regulation of kinase activity; multicellular organism development. The record is from RefSeq and is a predicted model, not a curated record.